UAUCGACUUGUUUAAUGUCAAAACAUUUCAUACAAUGGAAUGCGAAAACAACUAUGGCUCUACAGACUUUAAUUUCAAUUCUAAAUAAUUUUUGAUUACAAGUUGUUUUCGAUUUACAAUUGAGCAGUUUAUUCUCAAUGGCCCGUCAUCGACGUACAGUGAGUGAUGUUUUCAAUAUCGAAAUGGUGAAAGGGUCGUGUUUACAGCAAGAGGAACCAGAUCAACAACGACAAAAUAUAAACUUUGCGGAUAUUUCCAAAUGUUCGCCUUCAUCGUCGUCCAGUGACUUCCAAAAUACUAGUGACAGUAACUAUCUGCUGCGAACGGAUGUGGUACAUAAACGGCAAUGCUGUUACGGUAGCAUCGAUAAGCAAUGCAGUCCAAAUGCAGUUGUCGACGAAGCAGCAGAUAUCAUAAAGUGCGACUACGACGAGGAGAAUGAGGAUGAAAUACAGGAGUUCGAGAGAACAGAAGACAGCAGGUUUGAAACAAGUGCUGCCGAUUAUAGCAAAGCGAGUCGAGUGGCAGUCGAUAGCUUUCGAAGAUGGUCGGUGAAUUUCGGCAAAAGUAUCAAAAAUAAUAAACGAAGCAUGUACAACAAGACGAUUCGGUUCAUGCCAUCGCGAUUGCAGAAAACUUUGUCUAUCGAUGGGGACCUUAUCACAAGUACUACCUCCGAUGUGGAGCACAUUACCAUGGAACUGGAACAACGGGAGCAGCUGAUGGAGGACAAUCCACUGUCGGAGCAACUUCGCAUAGAAGCAAUCAAAUCAAUGGCACAAACAUUAUCCAUCAAACGUCAGAUUCGAGCCAAUCUAGCUCGAACGGUGACACGCCGUUCGGUUAGCCGUUCAAAAUCAGUCAGUUUCCUGCGAAAAUGCAAAUAUAGCAGCAAAAUAUACGCUAGUCGUUUCAUCAAAUUCGUCAAACAUGUCAUCACAAACUUCGAGUUGUUCUAUGGCAGCAUGAAAGAGAUCGAGGGACAUUUCGGCAGUCGAAUCAGUGCCUACUUCAAAUUCCUUCGAUGGCUGUUGGUGCUUAAUUUACCCGUUGUGAUUUUUGUGUUUGGGUUUGUUACAUUUCCGCAGAUUCUUUAUGCCGGAGUGCAACAUUCCGGUGAACGAUUGCUAAACCUAACGGCUGAAAGCGAAAGUCAAGCAAGAGUACUUAGGAACACCCGAGCGGACUUUCACUUCACUGAUGUAUUUACUGGAGAGGGUUACUUCACCGAUUCCAUCCUAUUCUACGGAUUCUACAGCAAUGCAUCGUUCACGCUGCUUCCGGGAACAUCGGAAUACAGUCUGCCGCACGCUUAUUUUCUCACUAUCAUUAUAAUGUACGUGGCAACGUUCGUCUUCGUUUCUCUCAGCAUGGCCCGGUCGUAUCGGAUAAGUUUUAUCGAGACCAGUGGCACGGUUCACAAUUUGUUAACCCACAAAAUCUUUUGCUCGUGGGAUUUUGGAAUUGCGAAUGAGAAAGCAGCUCAGCUGAAACAUUCCAGCAUAUAUCUCGAUCUCCGGGAGCAUUUGACGGUGCUGAACCGUCCGGACGAACCGACGGAAAAAUGGCAUAAACUUCGAAGUACCGCCUUUCAUCUAACGGCUCAUCUGACCGUGUUGAUGAUGAUCACGGCGGUUGGGUACGGCAUAUGGAUGCUCCUGCAGCAGUUUGGCGAAACAGAACACUUCACUACCUGGUCGGCUCUGUACGUGUCCAUUGCAACCAAUUUAACGAUGCUGGUGUUUCAAUACGUAUUCAAGUUUAUUUCCAAGAAAGAAGACUACACUCGAUCAGCAACAGCAUUAAACAUCAACCUGAUGCGGAACUUCCUACUCCAGUUGUGCAUCGUCAGUGUUCUCAUGUUUUAUUGGUUGACCCGAUCGUACGAGAGUUGCUGGGAAACCUCGAUCGGUCAAGAAAUCUAUCGGCUAGUGACAACCGACUUCAUAAUAUCGGUCCUUUUCUUGGCUUUCCUGCAGGCUACUCGUUACGCCUUGAAUCGGAUGUACUGCCGUACAAUAUCGCUUCCCGAGUUCUGUUUAACCAACAAUAGUCUUGGUCUAGUGUACAAUCAAACCUUGUUGUGGUUCGGUUUGUUGUUCUCGCCACUGUUGUGCAUUGUCGUUACCGUUAAGUUGAUAAUGAUUUUCUAUGUAAAAAAGUUUAGUUUGAUUUACUUCUGCAAGCCGCCAGUUAAAUUAUGGCGUUCAAAUCAAACACAAACACUGUUCUUGGUACUGGUAUUUGUGUCACUGUUCGGAGUAAUCGUCACUCACGGUUACAUAAUGACUCAGGUCGCCGUAAGUGACGAAUGCGGUCCAUUCCGCGAUAACAACUACAUGUACCAGCUGUUCAUGCAAGGAAUUCUCAAACUAAAGGAAGAGCAUUUGUUUUGGAAGAUUUUCAUCUGCAUCACGAAACCGGCCAUCAUUGGAGGACUGCUGCUCGCAAUGGCCGUGGUGGCAUACUAUCUGCGAGCAAAGUCAAAGGCACAAAUAGCAAAGGUCAAGCUGUUGAAGGAAAUGCUCCGCAUGGAAGCCAAAGACAAAGAGUUUCUUCUGGCCAAUAUAAGUAAAAUCACCCGCGGGAAGGGUUGGCACUUUGACAAAGACCUGUUGAAUGGGCAAAAGAGCAACACCGAUAAGUAUUCUAGCGAUCGAAGUGGAACCUGGCGAUAUGCCGAAAGUCCCAGGAAAAUGAGUGAAUAUUCGGUGACAACCGAGAACGACAAAAAUCCAAACGGAGCUGGAUAUCGACCAAUUGACGAUUUGGGCGGUGAGGGCGUUCGGAUGAAACGUUUCUGAUAAUGAAAUGUGUGUAGUGUGUUAAAAAUUUUUAUGAUAGUAUUAUAUCAUUGUUUGUUGUAUCGUUUCUAAAUAAAAAUCCUAUCACAAAC
Messenger RNA from Malaya genurostris, 2896 nucleotides. RefSeq names its product transmembrane channel-like protein 7. The transcript is spliced from 6 exons. Gene Ontology annotation, molecular function: mechanosensitive monoatomic ion channel activity. The record is from RefSeq and is a predicted model, not a curated record. Bases 138 to 2804 code for a protein of 888 amino acids. Lineage: Eukaryota; Metazoa; Arthropoda; Insecta; Diptera; Culicidae. Gene Ontology annotation, cellular component: plasma membrane.